Cercospora beticola is the source of this 1272-nucleotide messenger RNA. RefSeq lists its product as uncharacterized. Gene Ontology annotation, molecular function: pyridoxal phosphate binding; L-aspartate:2-oxoglutarate transaminase activity. The record is from RefSeq and is a predicted model, not a curated record. Gene Ontology annotation, cellular component: cytosol. NCBI's taxonomy places the organism in Eukaryota, Fungi, Ascomycota, Dothideomycetes, Mycosphaerellales, Mycosphaerellaceae. Gene Ontology annotation, biological process: L-aspartate biosynthetic process.
AUGUUCUGUCUCGAGAACCUGCCUGAUGUGGCCGCCGACGCAGCAUUUGCUCUGAUCGAGCAGUACAAAGCAGAUUCGUCGCCGCACAAAGUUGACCUCAGCCCGGGCUUCUAUCGGGAUGAACAAGCAAAGCCUUGGACACUACCAUCUGUGCAACAGGUACUGUUUAAUUCUUCCUCAAAACAAAUCUGUACCAACAAUGACCAGGCUGAACGAGCAUUGUUCGAAGAUCCAUCCCGAGAUCAUGAACAUCUGCCUCUGCUCGGACAUGAACAGCUGCUAAGUAAAGCUCGAGACCUCAUCUUCGGCUUACCACUGGACCAGUCUGCUAGCAUUGCUUCGAUCCAGACCAUAGCAGGUACAGGGGCGAAUCAUCUUGGUGCUCUACUGUUGGCGCAAGCCUGUCGUUCACAGACCGUUUGGAUAUCGGAUCCAUCUUGGAUUAAUCACACGGAGAUCUGGAAGAUUGUUGACGAUGGCAUCCAGCGUCGAUCGUAUCCGUACUUCGAUCCAGAGCGUUUCACGAUCGAUUUCGAUGGCAUGUUGUCGACUCUAGGCACAGGAGCCCGGGAAGGGGAUGUGGUCAUCUUGCACGGCUGCGCACAUAAUCCAACAGGCAUAGAUCUGGAUAAAGCACAGUGGAGAGAAAUUGCAGCCUUGUGUGAGAAGAAGCGCCUGAUCCCGUUCUUCGACGUUGCCUAUCAAGGUUUCGCCUCUGGCGAUCUGAACGGUGACGCUUGGCCUAUUCGACACUUCUAUCGCAACACAUCAGUGGAGAUCUUAGUUGCUCAAUCGUUCUCGAAGAACUUUGGCCUCUAUGGGCAGCGUGUGGGCGUCCUGCACGUUGCCUGUCGGACUGAAACAGCCAGAGAGAAGACAGUCAGAACGCUGACACGUCUUUCCCGUGCCGAGAUCACCAGCUGCCCAAUCCAUGGAGCCCAAAUUGUGGCGCGAAUUCUGAGCGAAGAGAAUUUGGCAAGGCAGUGGCAAGAUGACCUGCUACACAUGAGCCAGCGCAUGUUGCGCAUGCGGACCCGAUUAGUGUCUGAGCUACAGCGGCUCCAGACCCCAGGCUCGUGGGAGCAUAUCUUGACUGAUGUGGGUAUGUUCUCGAUGACAGGAUUGCUGCCAGAGCAAAUCGAGGAGCUUAGAGAGCAACACCACGUCUACUUGCUUCCUUCAGGGAGGAUCUCGAUAACCGGAUUGACCGGGCAUAAUGUCGGUUAUGUAGCGAAGUCUUUCCACUCGGCCCUGGUCGAUUAUGGGACAUAG